AGCAGGUUAGGCUGCGUGAGACUGAGAUCCAUAGCAAUUUGACAGCUUCACAGAAGAAGGCAGCCGUUCAGAGUCUCUUUCACUUUUAUUUCUCCUCAUUUUUUCUGCCCUGGACUCUAUUGACUGUGAGCCUGGGGUUGUCACAUUCAAAAAACAUCCAUUUAAAGUCUUUACACUCCGGCAGCAUGAGCAAGAAGAAAAAGGACUGGAAGACUGAGAGAGAGAGACUGCUCCGGCUAGACCGGGAAGUACGUCGCAAGGAAUAUCGUCGUCAAGAUUUUAUACCUUUGGAGAAGAUUCCAACCUGGAGAGAAGAAAAUAUCUCGAGUGACAGAGAGGAUGUGGAGCUGACUGGAGGAGGAGGAGGAGGAGGAGGAGGAGGACUGAGUGAUAAAGUAUCUCUGUAUAAGGGGGACAUCACCAUCUUAGAAGUGGAUGCCAUAGUCAACGCUGCAAAUUCCAGUCUUCUGGGAGGAGGGGGAGUGGAUGGCUGCAUACACAAAGCGGCGGGGUCCUGCCUGUAUGAUGAGUGUCUCUCUCUUAAGGGCUGUCAAACCGGCAAAGCCAAAAUCACCUGUGGCUACGAUCUCCCUGCAAAAUAUGUGAUCCACACUGUUGGACCGGUGGCCAGAGGUCAUGUGGGCCAUACAGAGAGCAGUGACCUCGCCUCGUGCUACCAGAACUCCCUCAGGCUGAUGGAAGAACAUAACUUGAGAAGUGUGGCCUUCCCCUGCAUCUCCACAGGCAUCUAUGGCUUUCCCAACGAUCCUGCAGCUGACAUUGCUCUGAAGACGGUAAAGGAAUGGAUUCAACAAAAUCCCGACAAGAUCACACGGGUCAUUUUCUGCGUCUUCCUGGAGACUGAUUUUACCAUCUACAAGAAGAAAAUGUCUGACUUUUUCAAAGACGAUGACGAGGACGUUCCAAAGAAGAUGCCACCGGGGGAUGAUACACCACUAUUGUCAAAAUCGUCAGCCAAGGAAAAAGGGAGUGAAAACAACGAAGGUGAAAAAGAACCCGACGAUGAAGACAAAGAAGAAGAGCAGGGCGAUGAUGCGGCGACAAAUGACGACGUGGAGAUGCAGAGUCAAAACCUAGAGGAAAAUCCAUCCGGCGAUGAGCCAAACCAAGAACAACGGGAUGAAGAGAAAGAAACCCAAGACAAUGAGGAACCUAUGGCAGUGGACACUGGGAAGGAUGACAACGAUGGAAGUCAGGACGUCAGCGAUGAUACCACUGCAGACAAAGAGAAAAAAGAACCUGAAGCUAAGAUAGAGGAAGAGGACACAACAAACCCUGCUAAGGAUAAAGAAGGUGUUUCCAGCACCAAUGCUGACACCAGCAACGAAAGUGAGAUGGUAGAUCCUGUUGAGCAAUCAAAUGAGCCUUCAGUAUCACCCGCCAGCGAUCCGCCCAAAGAUCAUGCUGAAAAUAAUGAAUGACCUGCAGAGAGGAAGAGAGUCGACCUCAUCUGACAGCCAGCAAACUGUGCAAAGGCCAUCCCCAGUGGCCCCCCCACCCCGUCAGUGUGGGCUCUGACCCCCACCCCGGACCACCAGUUACUCACAAAACGCUCACGUUCCCAACUUUACUUCACCUCUGCCCUUAUCCUUAGAAAAGAAUCCAUCUCUGAAGUAUGUAAAUGUCUGUAUGUACGAAACCUUACGGAGGGACUCGAACAUAUCAACCCGAAAAGAUGAGCCAUACCUCACUGUGUGUUAGGGUCAUUUUGUCAGUGGGGUGCACCGAGUUCAACCAGGUUCAAGUCUCUUAUUUGAUAAAAAGCCACUGUGAGAGCGCGGCCAUGGCCGCCAGCUCCUCCACGUUGAUUCUUCAGGCUGGAUGACUCUUCUCACCAACACUCUUUGGUUCUUACAGCUCAGUCCCCCCCCCACAACAGUCCACAUUCAACAGUUUAACAUCAUUUUACCCCCAAAAUCAAAACAGCCCUUAUCUAUACGGCAACUUUAUCGCUAACAACAAACCAAGAGUCGACAAAUCGAUCGACCUUUUCCCCUCUUUGCCGUUUCCAGUGCAUGCCAGAAACCCGCUAUGACCUUCACCAACAGUCUUCUUUUUGCUUCUGCUUCUGUCCUUUCAGAUUGUCUAUGAAUUUAUGGAAGGAAUCUGCCUUAUUUCAUAUCAAAAUGACAAAAAUCACAAUCUCAGCCCGUAGGAGCAGCUACUGCUCUGGAUUCAUGGUUGUGUAUUGCUUGCAGAUGAUUUGUAUUUUUAAGAACAUGAUGUAAUGGCUAAUACCUGUUGUUAAUCACACCCGGGGUUUUCUUCAGUCGAUUUUAGGGUCCUUCUCCUUUUUCUGUCUCAUUUCUUUUAAGUGGUGCCAUUCUAAAGAGCAGAUGGGUUUCAAAUUUAUGAAAUGAUGCCUUCAUACUUGGAUGUUUGCUUUGCUAAAACUAUAACGAAAUCAACUAAUAAAGUUUAAAGCAGAAGCUGUGAGUCUU
Molecule: messenger RNA, 2462 nt
Organism: Oryzias melastigma (Indian medaka)
Lineage: Eukaryota; Metazoa; Chordata; Actinopteri; Beloniformes; Adrianichthyidae
Gene: macrod2
Product: mono-ADP ribosylhydrolase 2
Exons: 18
Coding region: 186-1442 (418 amino acids)
Biological process (GO): purine nucleoside metabolic process; peptidyl-glutamate ADP-deribosylation; DNA damage response
Cellular component (GO): nucleoplasm
Molecular function (GO): ADP-ribosylglutamate-[protein] hydrolase activity
Source: RefSeq, a predicted model, not a curated record